GGAGGGAGCUUGGAGAGGAGGAGGCGGGCCGGCGCUGGAGCCGAUGGGAGGAGGUUCGCAUCGGGGACUGAGCCCGCCUCGCCCAGUCCCAUCACUCACUCGCACAGCAGCCGGGACCUCGUGUCGGCACGGCUGCGGACACACAACAGCACACACACACGCGCCAGAGACACAACAACAACACACAGACGCAACAACAGGCGGGCGGACGAUCGGAGAGACGGAGUUAGGAGGAGGAGAAGAGGUGGAGGAGGUGGUGGAGGAGGAGGUGGUGGAGAAGAAGAAGACUAACAGAAGUCAUAACGGAGAGCCAAGACGCCACCACCGGCAAGAUGCCGCAGCUGAACGGCGGCGGGGGUGACGACCUGGGCGCGAACGACGAGAUGAUCUCGUUCAAGGACGAGGGCGAGCAAGAGGAGAAGAUCUCCGAGACCAACUCUGGCGAGAGUGAUCUCGCCGACCUCAAGUCGUCCCUCGUCAACGAGUCAGAAACCAACCAGAGCAGCUCGUCCGACUCGGAGGCCGAGAGACCCCCACAGUCGCGACACGCGGAGCCCUACCGGGACAAGAGUCGCGAGCUGCUGCUGGAGGAAGCGGCCAAGAGGCAAGAUGGAGGAGGGCUCUUCAGGGGCCCGCCAUACCCCGGCUACCCCUUCUUCAUGUUCCCGGACCUCGCCAACCCUUACCUGGCCAACGGGUCCCUCUCUCCCAGUGCUCGAUCGAUGCGACACCUGCGCAGGUGGGAUUGGUGGGGAGGGGGGCCUUCGCUCACGGAAGACCUCACGGGGCGUUGAAAGUUUCCUCAAUUUGGUACGGAUGGUGCACCCUCCGUGACUUUACCCCCCCCCCCGCCUGCUUGCAGUAACCUGAGAAUUGCUUAAUCUGUGAAUAAAGGAAGACAUUUGAGGACACAAAGGCCCUGUAAACAACUAUGGUGGUGGUUUGCAUCGGAAAAUAAACAUGGUUUUUGUGGUGCACAAACGUGUGUGGUGCGUGUGGCAUGAUGACUUUUAACCGACAAAUUGAAGACCAGUUGAAAAAAAUGUCACCUUUGUAAAUGUAUUUUUACGCACCAUACGAAAAGCCAUUUGACCAUACUUCACUCCGCUUGUCAGUGCUUUAGGGAGGCCUGCAUCCAGCAUGGCAUUGACAAAGGCCUGCUGCACAUCAAAAGCCAUUGCAAUAUUAUUUUCUCAUAUAUACUCGAGUAACGUUUGUUUUAAUUGCCAAUUAUCAGAUUUCAAAAUUGUGCUACUAGAGUUGAUAUGAGGUGAUGAAAGGUCCCUGUUCCAACAGCUUCAUACUCCAGAAUCUUGUGUGAAGAUGAUUUACAAACCCGUGGGGUGACACUGAGUGGGCACAUUCACUUUCACCACAACCACAAGAUGGCAUGCUAUUGUAUUCUGUACAGAUCAGUUUUGCCACAUUUAUCAUCCAAUUCAUAGUGCAUCACAAGUGGAAUUUUUUUUGUUUCAUAUCUUGACUUUGUGCAGUCGUCGUUUUCUUUUACUGAGCAAACGCCAUAAACUCACUCUACUAAAAUUCAAAACUCUAUGGUUUUGUGGUACCAUUUCAGGAGUACCACCAAACAGCGAUUUUCUUUUAUUAGUUCCCACUUGGGAGCCACAGUCGUGAGAUUGUUUUACUUCCUCGGCUGGUACACAGGAGGUCGUGGGUUCGAUCCCAACCCUGAUGGCUGUAUAUUUGGAGUUUGCAUGUUCUCACCAUGGCCGCAUGGCUAUUUCUCCGGGUCCCUCCACAUUUACAAUCAACAUGCAUUUACAGCAUGUGGCUGUUAUCAAUUUCCACAUUAUAAGCCACUUUCUUGAUCUAUUGCUUGUGGCCAGGUCUGUUCUGAAAAAAAGCUAUAUAACUCGGUGACCCUUACCUGGUAAAAUAAACAAAAAUUGUUUAAUUUGAAUCUGUCGCUGCGUUCCCACGUCACGCCGGCGGGUUUUCUCUCGGCUCUACGUGCCUCUCUUGUAGCAUCUGUGGCUUUAGCUGCAUGGACAGGAACCUCCGUAGGUGGGGGGAGGGGGUUGGGGUGACAUGUCCCUGCGGUGGUAAUGCGUUUACCAUUUUGUAAAGAUUUGCAGUCUGAACCCAGCAAACGCCCAGGUUAAUUAAUUCUGCAGGUCUAUUAACCACUGAAAAAAUACGUGUCGGCUGCUUCACGGUUGAAGCUAUUUGACAAAGUUAGCCAUAUGUGCCGGUCUAUUCGGAAACCGUUGGCUCUAUGCACUUCGAAAUCUAGAUUGUUUCGUUUGUCCUUCCCCCGGUAGCUCCGAUUAGCACGGUUGUCUAUGCGCGUUGUGAAAGAAGUUCAACGUACAUGCAUACAUCGUGCUCCAAAUAUUUGAGAAAUGACUUGCAAAUUACUCGCCACGGUUAAACAUCACCCACUGCUGGCAGACUCAUGCCAGCUUGCUGGCCGGCGCCGAGUUCACCUUGCGCCUCCACAGGGACAGCUGCCACCGGGAGUCCUCUGCCACGUGCUGCUUCCAGAUGUACGGCAUGGGAGGUUGCAGUAUAUAAAUGAUGACGUCCCGUAUUUAUGGUGUGAUCCGAUGGCCCCGUUUAUUUUGACCAUGCCGAUACUGGAGAAAAAUUAACUUCCACGUGAUCUCCUAUGAGGUUAAUUGGGCACCAUAAAUAUGUUGCUGCCGGAGACGUAAUAAAAGUUAUCUAAAACAGCGAUAACAUUCAGUACCAGUGUUGUGCCUGUGGUGGAAUGGUUAGCACACUGGACUUGCAAUCCAGAGGUCGGUGGUGAUUCAAUACGUACUCCUGGCGUGACUGUUGAAACAAUGGGAACGUUUCUUCAGCUCCCACCCCACCACAACUCUCCAUCCAGCAGUAUAAGUGGAUACACCUCGAGCGAGUGGCUUGGCAGGCCACAUGGGCUGGGGGUAACGCCUUUCUUGACCAAGACGUCUGGCCAGUUUAGAAGAGUAGGCCAUACAUUCCCUCUCGAGUGGCUGUCUCGAGCUCUUUCACUGGUCGUGGAGGCGCCUUUCCACCAGCAGAGGCAUGAGUAAGCAGUUGCAGGGCUGCACCUUUACUUAAAAAAACUAUCUUUUACUGUACAUGUUCGGGUGUAGCCGCCAAUCGCAAGUUUAGAAAGUUGAGGUUCAAAAAUAAAGCUUAACCGCAAAGAAAGAAGCGAUUUUUUUUUUUUUGGGUCGGGAAAAUACAUUUGCGAAAGAUUGUGCCAAUAAGAUUUUUUUGCGCGAUAUUUCACGAGAGAAAAUGCACGAUUGCAUGUUGGUGCCCCUGGAGAGGGAACGCUCGCACGCGCGCACUCGUGCGUGUGUUCCUCAUUCGCGCUGAUCCGACAAAAACCUUGAACAUCCACUGCCUGCCUACAAACACCGCUGGAGCACACUGACAUUACUUAAUGCUGUUUUGGUCCUCCGUUGUCAGCCGUCGAGUUUUUGUAUCUCAUCGGUCAAGAAAUUUGGCGGCGCUUAUCUCGGCCCACUAAGCAGAAUUGUCAACUUGCACGAGUGUUUAGAAUGGGCCUGGGUAUUCCGCGGGGGGUCGGGGCGGGUGGAUGCAACAACUAUGAAGUAAUGAAAACAAGUGGAAUAAUACCACGAAAUUUACAGGCCCGUCAACGCCUGGCCUGGUUCUUUCUUUACCCAAAACGACCGACGUUACAUCAUCCGCGCCGUCAUCGACGAUGGCGAACUUGAGAAACGCGAGCCAAGGAUACGGACCGAACGAACGGUGGUCGUUUUGCCAAACCCAUCGCUGCCGCGCUGGUAUUGCGCUCGUGAGGGGCCAUGUGGUUUUAAUUGAGCCGAGGUUGGGGGGGGGGGAUUACCUUCAGCGUUGCAUCACGGUAAUUGUUUUGGACGAGCGGUUAUUAUGGCCGGGCUGCUGGGGGGGAAAGGGACACCACUUCCUGUCUGGCCCCCUUUUCGCGGGAGCAGAUUGACUCGGGUCUACAGCGUGGGCCUCCACACUCUCGCAUGGACUUUGUGGAGUGGUUUAGUUCGAAGGGGUGGGGGGGGGCAAGAAGCAGCUACAGUGUGCACGCCAUGUGUGCUUUGCGCGUUGGUGUGUGCGCCGUGUUUUCGUGUGCUGCACGCCAUCUGUGUGUUGCGCACGUGUUCGUAUGUUCACGUUUCCUGCAGCUUGCGCCCGAAGAGAAAACGGGAUUGUCGCGCGUGGUUUAAGGGUCGCUCGAACGUUACUCACGUGGGCCACGCGCCCGCCGUGUAACGAACAACAUCGCAGGCGAGUAUGGGGGGGGGGGGCGGUUGGGGGUGGACUCCUCCGACCGCCUUGGUAGUCCGAGCUGCUUCCCACCGCUAUCGUGUUAUGUCUCGGUGCCUGGGCCGCGAUACGCCCUGGAGCGGAGCACAGAGACCCUCGGCGCGCGUGCGCCCCCCCGCCAACGCUUGUUUUUAAGGUUUUAACAUUUUUGACGAUUACGUUAACUUCGGACGUGGAAUGCACCAAUUCCGUGUUGUUUUAAAUAAAUAACCGCGGUGUUUUAUAAACGCCCGACUUUCUUUGGGGCCGCGCGCGCAGACGAGGCUCGCGAAGUUUCCUCGCCAUUGGGCUGGUAGUUAUUCUAUAGCGCGAGUGGGUGAAAGUUUUCCUCGUCUGGUGUCAAAUGCCCCACAAAAUUAAGGUAUGAAACCGAUUGGGUUUUCUAUCGCAAUUCUGUAAGUUUACCAAUGAUUAAUCAUAAGGGCAACCUGACGUUACAUUGCUGAAUUAUACGGGAACGCACGUGAGCGCACACUUUUUGUCGUCGGUAUAUUUAUAAUGGACAAACAUUAUAUAUGUAGAAACUGCCCAGUUAGAAGCACAAAGGCUUGAGCCAAAUAAAGAAGUGAUGCCAAACAUUGCUAAGUUAAACAUGACACCGUUGGCUCUCUUGGUGCCGGAACCCUGCCCCCUUUUGUGGAGUCAGUGGGAGGAGUGCUCGCAAAAUUCCCACUGCCCUCUUCUGCCCCUUGGCCAGCAUUUUCACCGUUUCCGACGUCGCCGUUGUAACGUGCCUCGUUAUGGUUAUUGACGACACAUCGGUUGCCAUAGUCAUCGUAGACGCGUUAACAAAGAGAUGGCAAACGGUGUAUUUGUCGUCGUCCGCAAUUUUAUGCACUGUAGCAUGAUUGCCUCUUUUCUGUUCUUGCACGAGGGCAAUAUGUCCGGGAGCACAAUGUCAGCGUCGAGCUCUGCUAGCCACGACUCGAGCCUUAGGAGGAGGGUUCCUGUAGUUUUGCUGUUCCUCCUCCGUUGAAGGAGCACAGACCUUGGUGAUUUACUCACACGGUCCAUAGUUUGGACUGCGUGGUGACGGCACUGAUGUGACCCUCCUGAGACGUCACCAUGGCUUUGUGAUUCAAGAAGCCACCUCGCUUCUUUCUCCACGAGCCGAUCUUAUCACUCCAUCUCAACGGUGGACGGUCCCCACUGGAGUGUUGGCUCCUUCUGCUGCGAGCCCGUGAUUGGUCUCGGCCGCCAUCGGCCAUUGUUCAGUGACUUUUCCUUCCCAAGCCCACAUACGGUACUCGUCUUAAAACAGUGGACGUAAACGCCUCUAACUGGCUACUGAUGUCUGAGCUACGUCUUCCUCUUUCAGUCUCUCCCCGCGUAAUUCCAAGCUCUUUGUACGUCGUGUUAUAAUACGAACGAGCACUCCCAGAAUGGGUCUAUCUCGUGCUGUGGUUUGUGGGGAAGGGGGGGGGGGGACAUAAGUGGACCGUGUCCCACGUCCCUCUCAUGGCUCGGGUGCCACGGUGGCGAGAUGUUAAUUACCUCGACCAGUACACAGGAGGUCUUGGGAUAGGAUCCCGACCCUAA
Molecule: messenger RNA, 5820 nt
Organism: Petromyzon marinus (sea lamprey)
Lineage: Eukaryota; Metazoa; Chordata; Hyperoartia; Petromyzontiformes; Petromyzontidae
Source: RefSeq, a predicted model, not a curated record